Messenger RNA from Calypte anna (Anna's hummingbird), 6476 nucleotides. It is a transcript of the gene TGFBR3, whose product is annotated as transforming growth factor beta receptor 3. Lineage: Eukaryota; Metazoa; Chordata; Aves; Apodiformes; Trochilidae. Bases 295 to 2826 code for a protein of 843 amino acids. The transcript has 17 exons. The record is from RefSeq and is a predicted model, not a curated record.
CUUUGCCGCUCCUCCCGCGGACCGCCGGCCGGGCUGUAGUGGCCGGCGCUGGGCGGCCUCAGCGAGGGUUGCCCUGACGCUCCGUCCCGGCUGGUCGAGCGCCGCUGCUGUGUCCAUGGCGUAGCCGCGCUGCUGCGCGCCUGGCCCCGCGGGACGCGGCGUGGGCAGCCCUGCUGCCAGGCAAUUAAAGUCUAGAAGAUUUGAUUUCAAAACCUACCACAAAUUUCAAAGGAAGUAAAUCCACAUGAAGAACUACAAAGGGUGUUGAUUUGAGAAGCUACAGUACUUGCAAAAAUGUCUUCAAGUUGUGCAACUUCAGUGUUCGCUUUGAUGAUUUUUUGCUUUGCAUCUGCAGGUCCAGUGCCUAGGAGUGAAUGUGUCUUAUCACCUGUUAACAAUUCACACCCAGUCCAUGCCUUACUGGAGAGCUUUACAGUCCUAUCUGGCUGUGCAAGCCGUGGCACAACAGGCCUGCCACAGGAGGUGCAUGUCCUCAAUCUCAGAAAUCCCGAGGAGGGUCUGGGCCAUCACGAAAGAGAGGUCACAUUACAUUUGAAUCCAAUUUCAUCAGUGCAUAUUCACCAGAAGCCUCUGGUGUUUCUUCUCAACUCUCCUUUGCCUCUGGUCUGGAAGCUGAAAACAGAAAGACUGGCACCUGGAAUUCAAAGAUUUUUCUUUGUGUCUUUAGGUUCCGUUGUUCAGUUUGAGAAAGGAAAUUUCUCCUUGUCAGCAGAAACAGAAGAAAAACUUUUUCCUGAGAAAAACGAACAUCUGCUACAGUGGGCCCAGAAGGAAUAUGGAGCAGUAACAUCUUUCACUGAACUCAAAAUAUCAAGAAAUAUUUAUAUUAAAGUAGGAGAAGAUCAAGUUUUUCCUCCCUCAUGCAUCAUAGAAAAGAAUUUUCUGUCUUUAAAUUACCUUGCGGGAUACCUACAACCCAAAGCAGCAGAGGGGUGCCUUAUGUCUAACUUAGUCCAGGAAAGAGAAGUUCAUAUCAUUGAACUCAUCACUCCAAAUUCCAAUCCAAUCAGUACUUUCCAGGUGGAUAUAAUUGUUGACAUUAAACCAUCUCAACCAGGCGCCAAACUCAUCAGAGACGUCGUACUUAUCCUCAAGUGUAAAAAGUCUGUCAACUGGGUUAUCAAGUCACACGAUGUCCAGGGAAAGCUUGAAGUGAUUACAUCAAAUAGUAUUGGUUUUGGAAAGGAAACAGAGCGAUCCAUGAGAAUGACUAAAUCAGUAAUACCUGAUAUUCCCUCGUCACAUGAGAGUUUGAUCAAGUGGGCUUACGAGCAUAACUAUAGUCCAGUUACUUCCUACACAAAAGCCCCUGUUGCUAACAGAUUUCAUCUGCAACUUGAAGAUACAGAAGAGAUGAAUGAUGAAGAAGACCAUUCCCUUCCUCCAGAGCUGACAGAAUUGCUGGGUGCUAAUCCACUGCCUGCCCCGAAGAAUCCUGCAUUAAGUGAUGGCCUGACUUUUCCUUUUCACAUUAACAGAGGAAGACAUGACGCAGUGGGAGAAGGAAUCUUCCCGUCCAGUGAUUCCAUGGAUACAUUAAUAAAUCAUGGCUUUGGGCAUUCCCUUUCAAAACAUAAAGAACCUGAAGAGGUUCAGGGUAGUGCUGAUGUGGCCCUGUCAAUAAAGUGUGAUGACAAAGUCAUGACAGUAGCUGUAGAAAAAGACUCUCUGCAGGCCAGCGGCUACACAAGGACAGAACUCUCACUGCUGGAUCACUCUUGCAAAGCCAGGAUGAAUGAUACCCAUUUCAUUUUGGAGUCUUCCCUGAACAAAUGUGGGACUCAGACAGCAUAUAUCUUGAACAAGAUCGUUUAUUUUAACUCUAUUGUCAUUCAGCUGUCAUCACCAGCUGAAAGCAGUGGCUUUGAUGAUGAUGACAUGGAAUCAGGUGAUAAUGGAUUUCCAGGGGAUGCUGACGAGGGAGAUGUUGCUUUCUCAAGCUGGCCUGAAAUAGCGUUCAAUUGCACACUUAAGCAGCCAGAGGAUGACAGAGGCAUCUUCUGGCCUCCUGAACCACACAUCACCAAUGUGACCUUCAACAUGGAGCUGUACAAAACAGAUCUGUUCCUUGCUCCCUCCCAAGGACUCUUCUCUGUUGCUGAGAAUGGACCAAUAUACGUGGAGGUGUCUGUGACUAAAGCUGACAGAUCCUUGGGCUUUGCCAUUCAAACAUGCUUUGUUUCCCCGUUUUCAAAUCCAGAUAGAAUGUCUGACUACACCAUCAUAGAAAACAUUUGUCCUAAAGAUGAAUCUGUUAAAUUCUACAGUAUUGAGAGGGUGAACUUUCCAAUACCUCAUGCACAGAAGGACAAAAAAAGAUUUAGCUUUGUGUUUAAACCAAUGUUCAACAUCUCUCUGCUCUUUCUUCACUGUGAGUUGACUUUGUGUACGAAUAAAGACAAAGAUAAUCAAGGAUUGCCAAAGUGCAUUCCUCCUGAUGAAGCUUGCACCUCUCUCAAUGUGGAAAUGAUCUUGGCCAUGAUGCACAAUAAAAAAACCUUCACAAAGCCCCUUGUAAUAACACAUGAAGGAAAACCAGAAGAUCCGUCCCUUCCAAAGCCAAAUGUGAGACAACCACCUGUGUUUUACGGUCUGGACACGCUGACUGUUGUGGGCAUUGCUUUUGCAGCAUUUGUAAUUGGAGCCCUGCUAACAGGAGCACUCUGGUUUAUCUACUCUCACACAGGGGAAGCAGCAGGAAGGCAGCAGGUCCCUACAUCCCCGCCAGCCUCCGAGAACAGCAGCGCAGCACACAGCAUCGGCAGCACACAGAGCACCCCGUGCUCCAGCAGCAGUGCAACUUAGCUCCAGGGGAACCACUGAGGAGCAACAGAAGAGUGUAGAGGUUCCAAGGACUGUGUGUUGACAUCAGCAUUUUAAAGUUAAAAGGAUUGGUUUGGUUGCUUUUGAGAAAAACGAGAGAUUUUUCUAGAGUGAGGAGAGAGACAGGAAAAAAAAAAAAAAAAAAAAGACUGAUUUUCUUUUGGGAAAGCCACUGUGUGUGUGUGAGUGUGCAGCCUGUUGGAUCUUCUAUAGCAAGUUAUGCUACAUGUGACAAAGCUACUAAUUUUACAGUACUGCAACCUGUUGUAGGGGUCCAUGGGCCCUCAAUGUGAAAUCUAUGCCAGUUUGGAAAAAUGCUGCUUUGUCUAUAUGACUUUUUUCUUUUCCUAAACCUUCUCAUUCACACAAGGUAUUCAUUAAGGGAAUUCAACAAGAUAAGCAGAACAAAGACUGUCUGGGGUCAAAGGAUUUCUACUUGUUUAAGCAAGAGAGCCUCAAGGUCAGAUAUCUCUGGUUAAUAACAUUUUAUUUCUACAGUUGUGUUUAGCCACUUUUGAGUAAUCUUUGUUUUGUUAAGCUUAUAGCUAUAGCAUCUCAUUUGCUUUCCUGUUGUGUUUUCAGCUUCAGGUUCCAGGUAUUUUUGGUUUAAUAUGCAUUGAUUUGCUAAUUGGAGAAGAGCACACUCUUAACAUUCCCUUUCUUGUUCUCUGGGCCAAAGCUUUUUAGUAAGAGAUUUUUUUUUUAAUCUACUAUACCAAAUACAGACACACACAAACAUUAAAACAAAUAAUGUUCUUGUGCACUAACAUAGAUUUGUGUGUACCUUUAAUGGCAAGGUCUUUAUGCAAAUAGGUGUAUACCUUAGUAUACAGAGCCUAACUUAUCACUUUAACAGUUGGGAAAUCAGCUCAGUCUUCCUUCCAUAUAUAAAAUAUAUAGUGCAUACAUUUAUAUAAAACAGGAAUAUAAUACUGUUUCUUCCAUUUAUACUAGGUAGAUAGAGGAGAUAAAAAAGGUGAUUUAGUUCUAAUCCUUUAGAUAUCCCAAAUUCCCUUUGAAUCAAGAGAUGGUUUUGAGGGCUCAAAGAAUGCACAGUAGAGCCUAUGAUGCAGAAUACUGCCUAUUGAAGUUAAUCUCUUAAGAUAGUUGUGCAGUUGCAUUUGUCAAACCGUUUUACAAACACUGCUUGGAUAGUCCCAAAGUAGUGUCAGAAUAUGGGAAUGGCAGAAAGGUACUGAUUGUCGGAGUAUUUUUUAAGUGCCAUUGCUGUAUCUUGACCAAAUCAAUGCCAAAUGAAAAGUAACACUUUUAAUGUAUAACUGACUGUUAUGGUGCCACUUUGUAAUGUGUUCUACUGAUCCUUCUCCUUUGAGGAAAAAUGAGCACUGUUUUGGGUUUUUUUGUCUUAAAACGAGAAGAGGAGCUUUCAUUAAUUUUAGUGGAGGUUACCUGUGUUCUGCAAGAGGAGAAGGGAAUUCAUUACACUAGAGUGAUAGUCCCCUCUGAAGUCUGAGCUGCAGAUUUCUUUUGCUGAUCCUACACUUGUGCCUUGCUGAUGCCAGGAUGGUCAAAGUGCAAGAUAUGCAAUAGAUAUAAUUGCCCAGGAUGGGGUGGAAUAUUACUCACUUUAAAUCAAACCUGUUACUAAUCCUGCAGACAUUUAUGCAUAUGAAUAACUACACACCUCAUCCUUUCUAGUACAAACACAUGCUUAACUCUACACAUCUUAUGGCUGCUUUCUGAGCCCAUGGAGAUGAUCAGUGUAUGGAGUCAGACAUACAAAGUGUUAUUUGUUACCAGAUCAACGAGUAGUCUUGGUGACAUCAACAGGAUUGUCACAUAAGUGUAGUUAUCCCCAUGUGUAAGGGUGUGCAGGAUUGGCUGUUCUGAGGUGUCGGGGGGAUGAAUGUGCUACCUGUGUGGUUGAAAAGAAAGCGCUUUGCCUAACCUUCAGCAGAAUGUAUUGUAUAAACAUAUUCUAUGUGUAAAGUCUUUAAAGAUGUCUUCAAAGAAGACUAUAGAGUCUUUAAGUUCAAUCAUAGCUAUAUUUUACUACAUUAAAUUCUGUAUAAAGAUAUAUUUAAAUGUUUUAGAUAAAUGUAAGUUACUCUAUAUGAAAUUUUUAAUUUCAUUUACUGUGAAAUUUACAUAUUCUGUAAAUUUUUUUCUGUUUUAACCCUUUCCUUCCUCAGAUGUUUUAUUAGAUAGUUUCUCAUAGGAAGUACUAGAUUUGGUUGUUGGGAUGAAUAGGUUGAGAAAUUUUAUGUAAAAUAGGUGAUUGUAUGUUUUUGAGGGAAACAUGCUGCAUUAUCAAUAUUUUUAUCAAAAAUUUACUCUAAUUUUAAAAUAAUUUAGAUUUCUUUUUACCGCUGGAUAAACCAAAAAUAUAUAAAGAUCAAAGAUUCCAUUUCUUGAGUUGUAUUUGAAAUACAGUUUAAAUUAAUGAACUUUUGAUGUACUCAGCUACUUAAUUCAGCAAUUGUAAUCAAUCUGAAUUAGUUGUUUAUUGGAGGAUACCAAAACCACAUGUGAUUACUUAGCAGAUGGAACAGCCAUUUCUGCUUUGGUAAAGAGAAAGAGAACUGAACCCAGACAUUCCCAGUUAAUAGCUUUAAUGCAAAAUUGUACAGUACUUUCCAGCAGGUGUUAAGCUGCCUGCAGUUCAGAGUGCUGAUGCACCUGGAAGGUCUACUUUUAUAGCAGCCAUUUGUCUCCACUGCAGGUUUCUGUGUGGUGUGUCAAGCUCCUGAGUAUGUAACCCCAAAGCCACUGGUUCCCAUCUCUGUCAAACCUUGGUCUCACAGAGCUGGACCUCUCGUGGGAGGCACUUGUGGGGUGUGGAAGGCCAGGGAGACACUCCUGUCCCAGCCAAGGGUUUAAAGCAGGGCUUUGGAGGGAUGGGCUUGGGGGUAAAUGUCAGGGUGGUGGAAUUGACUGCAAAGGAACUUCUUAUGUAAGAAUGGGAGGACUGGGCUUAAAAGGGACACUUCCUGCCUGCAAAAGCUGUUAGUAAUGUACUUAAAUCCAAAGUAGGCUGCUUAUUGUGUCAUGUAUCAUCUAACCGCUCACUCUAACCCUUUACAGUACGUGGUUUGGGACAUUACUAUAUCCAUGUCUGAAGAAGUCAGAUCUUUGUUAUGCUAUUUUUGGUAGCAUUUUCCACAUGGAAAUGGGUUUUGCAAAAUAUCUGUAGAUGUUGAUGAUUGUAACCUUCCCCUACCCUUUUCUAACAAUUUCUGCCCUGUAUGUACCAUUCUUUGUUACGUAUAUCUACCUCAUACUUCACAAGGAGACUGUACUGUUGGUUGUGCUGACAGCCCUUCAUGUGAGGUGACUGUUCUGCUCUGUUGAUGUUUGUCAUUUCUGGGGUGUUCACAAGAGUUAUCACAUCUUUGCUGCCAUGUUCCUACCAGUUCCAAACAUAAUAUUCUCACCAUCAAAUAAAUACAUUUCUUUAAGAUACAAAUGCCAGAUUUUUUAAAUCAAAGAAUGGGAGAAAUUUAGUUGCUAAUACCUGUGGCCAGUCUGAACACCCCAUUUGUAUUUCAUAUUAUGUUCAGUAUUUCAGAGACUUGUGGAAACACUUAGUUGUACAGUUUUGAUAACCACAGUGUCAUUCAUGUCACCUUAGUCUCUUGUGCAUAAUAAAAUAUAUAUCAAUUUAUUAAUAA